AUGUGGUGCGGGGGGAGGAAAGCGAGGGGGACCAGAAGCGGAGACUCCCCUCCCUCUCGCCCCCCUGCCCCCCCCUGUCGCCGGGCACCCCCUCCCGGGGCCCGCGUCGUCGGAGGCAGCCGGCGUGUGCCUGGGGCAGCGGGUCACGAGGCUCCGCCCCCGGCCGCCCGGUCCCGGGGGACGCACUUUGUUCAGGAUGCCGCCUCCCCGCUCAUUGUGGGGCCGGGGCCGCCGGCGGCCCUAGUGCGAGCGCGCAACCGGAGCGCGCGGCGGACGGCGAUCCCAGUGCGAGGGGCGGACCCGGCCGAGGACCCGGGAGAAACUUUCUUAUCGCGAGGAGAGCGCGCCCGGCCCGGCGCCGCGCGGGGGAUGCGCGACUGUGCGCGGCGGCGGCGCGGACCGGGACCCGGAGCCGGAGCGGGCAGGCGCGCGGUCCCUCAACAACCGCCCCCGUGUCAGAGAUGGUCGUUCCAGAUGGAGAGACGAACGGAUUCCUGGUCAUCACGAGGCUCAGGGGGCACCCAGAUCAAGCUCUGCGUGAGCCUCGUUUUCUCCAGUUCGUGGUUCUCCCUCUUUGCUGCACCUUAG
This is a messenger RNA of Lontra canadensis (Northern American river otter), 588 nucleotides long. RefSeq names its product E3 ubiquitin-protein ligase MARCH11-like. The record is from RefSeq and is a predicted model, not a curated record. The transcript is spliced from 3 exons. NCBI's taxonomy places the organism in Eukaryota, Metazoa, Chordata, Mammalia, Carnivora, Mustelidae. The coding region runs from base 1 to 588 and encodes 195 amino acids.